CCUUGUGUCUCCAUGUCGGGGUUCAAGAAGGACGAUGACGAGCGGGUGAACCCGUUUGCCAACUUGGUCAAGUCGACGGUGCUGCAGGAGGCGCGGCUGUUUCACAAGUCGCCGAUCAAGGCCGGCAAGUGCAUCCCCAUCCUCACCAAGAUUCUGUACCUGUUGCACCAGGGAGAGUCGCUGACGACGACUGAGGCUACUGACGUCUUCUUUGCCACCUCUAAGCUGUUUCAGGCAACGUCGCUUCAGCUUCGGCGGAUGGUGUAUCUGGUCAUCAAGGAGCUCGCCGAGUCUGCUGAGGAUGUCAUCAUGAUCACAGCUGUGGUGAUGAAGGACCUCAACUCAAACUCGCCCAUGCUCAAGGCCAACUCGGUCCGGGUCCUCUGCAAUGUGACUGACCCGUCGAUGCUGGGGCAGAUUGAGCGGUACAUCAUGCAGGCGAUUGUGGACAAGAACACAUAUGUGGCGUCUGCUGCGCUCGUCUCGGCCAUGCACCUGAUGGGCGAGAACAAGGACAUUGUCAAGCGGUGGGUCUCGCAGGUCAACGAAGCGCUCAAGUCGCGGGCGGUGAUGGUGCAGUACCACGCGCUCGGCCUGCUGUACAAGAUCAAGCAGCAGGACCGGCUGGCUGUGACGCGGCUUGUGCAGACGCUGACCAAGCAGUCGACGCUGCGGUGCCCGUACGCCACCUGCCUCCUCAUCCGGCUCGCCUCGCACGUCAUUGCCGACGACCCAUCGGGCGUGCCCGACACCUCGCUCUUUGACUACCUCGAGCUCUGCCUCCGCCACAAGUCGGAGAUGGUCAUCUACGAGGCUGCACGGGCGAUUUGCAACAUUCCGUCAAUCACCGCGCGCGAGUUGACGCCGGCCAUCACUGUCCUGCACCUCCUCCUUGGCUCGCCCAAGUCGUCGCACAAGUACGCUGCGGUGCGGACGCUCAACGCCGUUGCCAUGACCCACCCGGUUUCGGUCACGCAGUGCAUGGUCGAGCUCGAGACGCUGGUCAAGGACUCGAACCGCUCCGUCGCCACCCUUGCCAUCACCACGCUGCUCAAGAUCGGCUCCGAGUCGUCGGUAGAGCGGCUGAUGACUCAGAUGUCCGAGUUCAUGGGCGACAUUCCCGACGAGUUCAAGGUUGUUGUCGUCGACGCCAUCCGCUCGCUCUGCCUCCGCUACCCCAAGAAGCACCACAUGAUGAUUUCGUUCCUCGCCGCUGCGCUCCGCGACUCGGAGGGCGGUUAUGAGUACAAGAAGACCAUUGUCGAUACCAUCAUGCUGCUCAUCGACCAGAUCCCCGACGCCGCAGAGUCGGGCCUUUCGCAGCUGUGCGAGUUUAUCGAGGACUGCGACUUUCCCAUCCUCUCCAUCCGCAUUCUUCACCUCAUGGGCGCCGUCGGCCCGCGGACGGCCAACCCGUCGCGCUUCAUCCGCUUCAUCUACAACCGCGUCAUUCUCGAGGUGGCGCCCGUCCGCGCCGCUGCCGUCUCCACCCUCGCUCGCUUUGGCCUCCUCUGCGAGCCGCUUAAGGACGCCGUUACCACGCUCCUCAAGCGCUGCAUGUUUGACACCGACGACGAGGUCCGCGACCGCUGCGCCAUGUAUGUCGCUCUCCUCGAGGCGGGCGCCUCGCCCGAGGACGUUGCCCUCGUUCUCGACGACGGCCCGCUGCCCGUCAAGAACCUCGAGGCCGCCCUCCUCGAGUAUCAGGCCAAGCCGUCGCGGACCCCGUUUAAUCUCGCAACCGUCCAGCCUGACCCAGUGGCGCCGGCCGCCCGUGGCGCCGCCGCCGCCGGCGAGGCGCCGCACGCCGAAGCCAGCCCGGCCGCCGCCGCCGGCUCGCCGGCCGCCUCGUCGUCUGCCGCCAUGUACGCCGCCAUGAUUGCCGCCGUCCCGCAGCUUGCACCGCUCGGCGCGCCGUACGCCUCGUCGGCGCCGGUCCAGCUGACCGAGAUCGAGACCGAGUACCAGGUCAACGUCGUCAAGCACUCGUUCGCCCAGGCUGUCCUCCUCCAGUUCAACGUCACCAACACCCUCGACAUGUUCUGCCUCAAGGAUGUCACGCCAGUUGUCGAGUUUGCCGACGGUGACGACGGGCUCGAGCCCAUCGGCGUCGUAGCCGCGCCCACCAUCGCCUAUGGCGCCCCGGGCACCGCCUGGGUCGUCCUUCGCAAGGAGGCGACCGCCUUCCCCUCGGCCACCUUUUCGUGCACCCUCAAGUUCCGCGUCCUUGACGUCGACCCCGAGUCUGGCGAGCCCGAGGAGGGCGACGAGGGCGAAGACGACGAGUACGAGGUCGACGAAGUCGACAUUGCCCCCGCAGACUACAUGCAGAAGACCUUUGUGCCCAACUUUGCUGCCGCCUGGGACAAGUUUACCGACGACCAUCAGUCACUCGAGCUCUUUGCCCUCGGCUCGCUCGGUUCAGUCGCCGAGGCUGUCUCCACCCUCAUCGACUUGCUUGGAAUGCAGGUUUGCGAGCGCUCGAAUGCCGUCAAGCCCGACGCCGUCACUCACACCCUCCUCCUCUCCGCCGUCUUUGCCGGCCAGGUCCCGCUUCUUGUUCGCAUCCGCCUCAAGCUCGACCAAACCCGGACUGUCCAGAUGGAGCUCACUGUCCGAUGCGAGGUCGAGUUUGUGCGCGAGCUUGUGCUCUCGCUUGUCGGCUAGAGCGUGUAGUUGUCGGCUGUCAAUUCACGUAAAACGCUGCUCCCGCA
Thecamonas trahens ATCC 50062 is the source of this 2714-nucleotide messenger RNA. RefSeq names its product coatomer subunit gamma-1. The record is from RefSeq and is a predicted model, not a curated record. Gene Ontology annotation, cellular component: endoplasmic reticulum-Golgi intermediate compartment; endoplasmic reticulum; COPI vesicle coat. The transcript has 2 exons. Gene Ontology annotation, biological process: endoplasmic reticulum to Golgi vesicle-mediated transport; protein secretion; intra-Golgi vesicle-mediated transport. Lineage: Eukaryota; Apusomonadida; Apusomonadidae. The coding region runs from base 13 to 2667 and encodes 884 amino acids. Gene Ontology annotation, molecular function: structural molecule activity.